CUUAACAUCGUUUGAACACCAUACGGAAUUGUCGCUGAAUUGGUUAUUUGAAUAUUCUAUGUUAAGGAGCCAACUUUCCUUUUUCUAGUCGAUGUUUAUUAAGUCCAUGCUCAGCAAUAACUGAUUUUUGUCUAAAAGUAGAGUAGUAGACUCUAGUUUUCCCAAACUUCCUAGGUUUCAGCCCAAACCUCCUGAAUCAAGGUUUCCAGGAGGGAGGCCUGGUUAUCCGAAUCUUGAACAAGUGCCCCAGGUGGUUCUUAUCCAGCAAAUUUGGGACACGGUGGACCAGGUGUUGCUCUUCAGAGUGGUUGGUGGCCAGGCCUUAUCCGCCUCAUCUGCGAGGGAGCGGUCAAGACGGGCAGCGUUUCUGGCCCCAGCUGAGGCCUGUCGCCUCGGAAUGUGCGUUUUAACGAGGUCCCCGGAUGGGGACCCCCAGCUCUAGAGGCCCAGGGAGCCCCCUGGUGGCAGAGCAGGCAUUCAGUGUCAUCGGCCUGUGUUACUCAGCAGAGCUCCUGACCUGCUCCUUCCCAGACUGUUGGGUGACCUCCUCUUGGAGACCCAGCACAGGCCACUGUCUGGAUUUCGGACUGAGCCUGGUGGACUGGUAGAUCCACGUCACGUCUGAAAACUAAUUCGAUGUGAGCCAUCUGUGGUUGGCUCACUUAUUUGGCAUUUGUUUCUAAGGUUUUCAGAAAGGGAUAUGAGGCGCCUGUCCUAAGCUCCAGAGAGCUGCCUUCCACGGAGCCCAGCAGAGGAGCAGACGAACAUGAAGUCCAAUCCUGCCAUCCAGGCUGCCAUUGACCUCACGGCAGGGGCCGCAGGGGGCACAGCCUGCGUCCUGACUGGGCAGCCCUUCGACACCAUGAAAGUGAAGAUGCAGACGUUCCCUGGCCUGUACAGGGGCCUGACCGACUGCUGCCUGAAGACCUACUCCCAGGUGGGCUUCCGGGGCUUCUACAGGGGGACCAGCCCGGCGCUGAUCGCCAACGUCGCCGAGAACUCGGUCCUCUUCAUGUGCUACGGCUUCUGCCAGCAGGUGGUGCGGAAAGUGGUUGGAUUGGACAAGCAGGCAAGGCUGAGUACAGUGUGGUCUGUUGUGAAGAGCAUCCUUAGAAAGGAUGGCCCCUUGGGCUUCUACCAUGGACUCUCGAGCACUUUACUUCGAGAAGUCCCCGGCUAUUUCUUCGUCUUCGGCGGCUAUGAACUGAGCCGAUCGUUUUUUGCAUCCGGGAGAUCAAAAGAUGACCUAGGCCCUGUCUCUUUGAUGGUAAGUGGCGGCAUUGGUGGCAUCUGCCUCUGGCUUGCUGUAUACCCAGUGGAUUGUGUAAAAUCCAGAAUUCAAGUUCUUUCCAUGUCUGGGAAACAGGCAGGAUUUCUCAGAACCUUUAUAAGUGUUGUGAGAAGUGAAGGAAUAACAGCCUUAUAUUCUGGCCUGAAACCUACCAUAAUCCGAGCGUUCCCUGCCAGUGGGGCACUGUUUUUGGCCUACGAACACAGCAGGAGGUUAAUGAUGAGCCAGUUGGAAGCUCACUGAAGUGUUCUGGUGAACCUGGAUCUGAGUGCAGGCAUUUGAGGACUACGUUCAUCUCAGGGUUUCCUGAAGCACAGGACCAGUGUGGAAAUACUUUGAUUUUGUGGGAAUUUUGUUUUGUCUUCCCUUCUUCUGCUUUAAAUCCUAAGCUUUAUGGAAGGAGCCCUAUUUUACAUCAUACGUUUCUGCUCAUAAUGGUACUGAAAUAGGAAAGUUACUGCUCUUCUCCUUGGUGGGACACGGGGUGAGCUGCUGGCCCUCUGUGCCUAAUCUGAAAGGCUGGAUAUAGUUGUACGAGGGCUUUUGCACGACCGUGUGUGUGUACACGCAGCCUGGACGGUUAUGAGUUGUGAGUGAAGCACAACUUGGUUCCCUGUUUAACCUCAAAUCUCACCAGAAAAACCCAGAGGUGUAACUGUGUUUCACAAAGAUGGUUAUAAGUGAUGGCUUAACCCACUCUC
Molecule: messenger RNA, 1992 nt
Organism: Diceros bicornis minor
Lineage: Eukaryota; Metazoa; Chordata; Mammalia; Perissodactyla; Rhinocerotidae
Product: mitochondrial ornithine transporter 1-like
Exons: 7
Coding region: 767-1534 (255 amino acids)
Biological process (GO): mitochondrial L-ornithine transmembrane transport
Molecular function (GO): L-ornithine transmembrane transporter activity
Source: RefSeq, a predicted model, not a curated record